Molecule: messenger RNA, 230 nt
Organism: Aspergillus campestris IBT 28561
Lineage: Eukaryota; Fungi; Ascomycota; Eurotiomycetes; Eurotiales; Aspergillaceae
Exons: 1
Coding region: 12-215 (67 amino acids)
Source: RefSeq, a predicted model, not a curated record
UCAGAAAAAAGAUGUAUGAUUUACUUAUCAUGACCAAAUCACUAGUAUCAAACAUCAGGCUGAGCCUAGGGAUGUUUGUACGCCAUGGAUCCAAUAAACCCCCCAAGCUGUUGAGAAUCCUCCUCGCCCCUCUCUUCUCCUUCCUUGGACUGGCCGUUUCGUCGAUGAAGAUGAUUAUUAUUAUCGACCAACCAGCCACCCUUCAUCGUCACUAGAGGAACCAAAGAAUC